CCCACUAGCAUACAGUCCCACACAAACCUCCUGUUGUACACGUUGUCGAACUGGCGGCAGAGGGAUGGACAAGUUUAGCAGUGGUUCUGCACUUCAUUGGGAUUAUUGAAUCAAGAUGAGUCCGACUGUUACACUCGAGCGGAGAGUCCGGAGUGAUGACAUGUUGUCGGUACGUAUAAAGGGAUCCAGACCGUGCUGUGUGUGUGUGUGUGUGUGUGUGUGUGUGUGUGUGUGUGUGUGUGUGUGUGUGUGUGUGUGUGUGUGUGUGUGUGUGUGUUUGUGUUUGUGUUAGUUGUGUUCGCUUGUGAAUAUCACGUUUUAAAAACACGGUAGAAAAGGUGCGCACACGCAUUCUAGUAUGUGUGUUUAUACCGUGGAUCCAGCUUUACGCACAGACACACAGACGAGCUGUCCUCACCGGGCGUCUUUGUAGAGCCCAAUUGGUCCUGUGGCAAUAGAUAUUACGCUCCAGACACCACGUGUUGGUUCGCAUCAGCCAAGUAAUUGCCGGGGCUGAUGUGAGCUACUAUAUAAACCACACAUAGGGGGGGGGGGGGGGAGAUCCACCCCAGCCUCCAAACAUUAAACCACAUUUACGGUUUCAAAACGGUUCUCGUUUUUCCGCCUCCCUUCAUCUCACCGGCUGAUGAUUUUCUUCCUUCUUUUUUUUUUUUUUUCAUCCACCUUUUUUUAUUUCCCUUUUUCUAACCCUAUAGGCCCUGUGUUAAAUGUGUGGUUUCGACGAGCGACUUCAUGGCAAAUGUGUUAAUCGGUGGCGACUCGUCGCUAUAAAUAGUACUCUUAGGUAUAGUAAAAAGAAAAAAAAAAGUAGUGGGGCAAUUCGUAAGCUACCUUUCCUCCAGUCUUUUGAAAUCUUUGUGUGCGUGCCUUUGUGAUUGUGUGUGUUCGUGCGCGCGUGUGUGUGUGUGUGUGUGUGUGUGUGUGUGUGUGUGUGUGUGUGUGUGUGUGUGUGUGUGUGUGCGUGUGCGUGUGUGUGUGUGUACAUAUGCCUGCGGGCGGCGUGGGAGCUUUUUUAGUUUUGACACAAAGACUUCAAUGACGCACCUGGAGCGCCGUGCGCUUUGAGUUUGCGCUAAAGGAAAGAAAGACCAAAAAAAAACUUUUCAAGCAUCUGGGUUCGCUCUCUCCGACGAAUCGGACCCUUUCCUUUUGUAACACGGUUGUACUGUAUGUAACGUGCCUGGAUUGUUUUUCUCUCCAAACAUGAACGACUGUUUCGGAGGAGUUUCGGACACGGACUCCGGCGCGCAAAAAUGAAACGCUUCUUCGGUUUCCACAGCGAGGCUCAGGAACUAAAGUCACCGAGGUUCGCUCCAAAGCGGGUUUCUACCCGGAGAGGACUUCAUGUCGUUUUGAAGGAAGGCGCCCAGCAAAGUUUGUAGAAGAGGAGAGAGAGGGAGAGAGAAAGAGAGAGGGAGCGAGGGACACAUAGAGAGAAGAAGAAGAAGAAGAAGAAGAAGAAGAAGAAGAAGAAGAAGAAGCAGAGGGGUUUUGAGAAGCUGCGUGUCUGCGUGUGUUUGUGUGUGUAUGUAUGCGUGUGUUUGUGCGCGCGCUUCGCGAGUCCCAUUUUCCGUUGGCAGAUGUGCUGAAGUUUGAAGCGCACUGCGCUCCGACAGCAGUCCCGCGUCAGGCGAGAGGAGUCGGAAGAAAGAGCUCUCUCUCGCGUUGUGUGUCGCGCUGCGUGUGUGUGUGUGUGUGUGUGUGUGUGUGUGUGUGUGUGUGUGUGUGUGUGUUUGUGUGUGUGUGUGUGUGUGUGUGUGUGUGUGUGUGGUGUGUGUGUGUCACGCGUCUCUCCGCGCCACGUUUCCUCGCUUUGGUGGCGGCGACUUCAGCUCAUCUAAAGGUGGGGGGGGGGCUGUUGUUGUGAUGCGCAUUCCCGUAGAUCCAAGCGCCAGCCGGAGGUUCAGCCCGCCGUCCAGUAGCCUCCAGCCGGUCCCGGGGAAGAUGAAUGACGUGAACUCCCCCACGGGUCAGGCGGACGCGGCGGCGGUGCCAAGGCUGCGGCCGCACGAGAACCGCAGCAUGGCGGAGAUCAUAGCGGACCACCCGGCCGAGCUGGUCCGGACAGAUAGUCCUAAUUUCCUGUGCUCGGUGCUGCCGUCCCACUGGCGCUGCAACAAGACGCUCCCCGUGGCCUUCAAGGUGGUGGCCCUAGGGGACAUCCCGGACGGCACGGUCGUCACGGUGAUGGCGGGGAACGACGAGAACUACUCGGCGGAGCUGCGGAACGCGUCGGGGGUCAUGAAGAACCAGGUGGCGCGCUUCAACGACCUGCGCUUUGUGGGCCGCAGCGGCCGAGGCAAGAGCUUCACCCUGACAAUCACCGUAUUCACCAACCCCCCACAAGUGGCCACUUACCAUCGGGCCAUAAAGGUCACUGUGGACGGUCCUCGUGAGCCCCGACGCCAUCGUCAGAAGCUUGAGGACCCCCCAAAGAGCGGCCUGUUCUCCGACCGCCUCAGCGAGCUGGAAAGGAUACGGCAGACCACCAUGAGGGUGGGCGUUCCCACGCAGGCCCCCCGCCAGGCUCUGAACGCCGGGCCCAACUCCUUCAACCCCCAGGGCCAGACGCAGAUAACCGAUCCUCGUCAGUCCCAGUCCUCGCCCCCCUGGUCGUACGAGCAGACGUACCCGUCCUACCUGAGUCCCAUGGCCUCGCCCUCCGUCCACUCCACCACCCCGCUGUCCUCCAGCCGGGCCACUGGCCUGCCCGCCAUCAGCGACGUGCCCCGACGCCUGCCAGGCUCGUCGGACCUGAGCCCCUUCCCCGGCCAGUUCGAGCGGCAGUUCCCAGGCCUCUCCUCCCUGACGGAGAGCCGCUUCUCCAGCCCCCGGAUGCACUACCCGGCCACCUUCACCUACACGCCGCCCGUCACCUCCGCCAUGUCGCUGGGCAGCGCCCACUACCACACCUACCUGCCGCCGCCGUACCCGGGCUCCACCCAGAGCCAGAGCGGGCCCUUCCAGACCAGCAGCACGCCGUACCUCUACUACGGCGCCUCCUCCGCCGGCUCCUACCAGUUCUCCAUGGUGCCCGGCGGCGGGGACCGCUCGCCGUCGCGCAUGGUGCCGCCGUGCACCAGCGCGUCCACCGGCAGCACGCUGGUCAACCCCAACCUGCCCAGCCAGUCGGAGGGCGGCGGCGGCGGCGGCGGCGGCGGCGUCGACGGCGGCGACGGCAGCCACAGCAACUCCCCCACCGUGCUGAACUCCGGGGGGGGGGGAGGGCGGGGCAUGGACGAGGCCGUGUGGCGGCCGUAUUGAGGAGAGGGGGGGGGG
Molecule: messenger RNA, 3300 nt
Organism: Gadus morhua (Atlantic cod)
Lineage: Eukaryota; Metazoa; Chordata; Actinopteri; Gadiformes; Gadidae
Gene: runx2b
Product: RUNX family transcription factor 2b
Exons: 6
Coding region: 1888-3285 (465 amino acids)
Biological process (GO): chondrocyte differentiation; hemopoiesis; neuron differentiation
Cellular component (GO): nucleus
Molecular function (GO): DNA-binding transcription factor activity, RNA polymerase II-specific; RNA polymerase II cis-regulatory region sequence-specific DNA binding; ATP binding
Source: RefSeq, a predicted model, not a curated record